CUCUUCAUCUUUGCUUUUUAUGUUCACUCUGUAUUUACCCCUUUACUAAGCAAACACUAUACUGUGAACGCAUUAUUAUCAUUUCCUGUUCUGGAUACCUUGCUCGCUCUUACCAGCCACCACUAUACAUACAAGAUCCACACAUACUGUCUACCAUGUCGCAACAGAAUGUAUUACAGGCAAAUAUCGCUAGCGCAUCUACCGGCACUGGUAGCAGCACCAUGGUAGGGGCUGCCCCAUCAAGCAGCAGAAGCAGCAUGAGCAGCAGUGCCAGCAAGCAGCAGCAGCAGCAGCAGCCGCAGCGGGCUCAGCUAAACCACGAAACAUGCUCGCUAUGUGGCGCGCAGUUUCGGAAUCGCGACCAGCUCUGGGAUCAUCUCAUGGACUGCAAUUACCUGGCAGACUGGAAAGGGAUCAUAUGACACGAGGAAUCCUUAGGGAGCACUAGCCAAGACCUGUAAUUAUCUCUAUUUCUCAACUCCAGUGGUCCAAUACAUUUGCUGGAAAAUA
This is a messenger RNA of Linderina pennispora, 510 nucleotides long. RefSeq lists its product as uncharacterized. NCBI's taxonomy places the organism in Eukaryota, Fungi, Kickxellomycota, Kickxellomycetes, Kickxellales, Kickxellaceae. The transcript has a single exon. The coding region runs from base 156 to 422 and encodes 88 amino acids. The record is from RefSeq and is a predicted model, not a curated record.